AUGGCAGGACGACCGGCCGCGAAGGAGUGCUGCCAUCUCGCUGGUUGUCAAAGAGCUAUUGCCGAGGCUCCCAUGGUCAACGGCAUUGAGCAAUGUGGCUGGAACCAAGCUGUUACUGUCACAGACAGCGUCACCUUGACCCAGGCCUCAACCAUCACCGCCAGCGUGUCAGAGGCCCCCGUCGAGACGACCCGCAUCACCGUGACCGAGACGAUUACAGCCGACAUCGGUACCCUGACGAGCGUGAUCAUUGAUACUGAGACCGCCGAGGCUGUCACCGUCACCAGCACCAGCACCACCUACGCGCCAAACCCGGUGGACCCGUUGAACCCGGUCGAGCCGGAGGAUCCCGACCCGGUCCCCGAGAUCCGUCGCAACGCCCGCCGCGGCGCACAGCACUCCUCCUCCACCAACGUUCCCGCCCCGACGACCACUGACGAAGUCCCGUCCUACCUCGGCGAUGCGUGCGCCUCCUGGGGCGACUACCUCGCCGCCUGCAGCUGCCUCGGCGCUACGCCUUCAACCAUCACCGUCACGGCCACCGCGUCGACCGAAGUGCAAACCGUCACCGUCACGCCUACCGCCGGCAGCGCAUCCACCACGACCGAAACCGUGACCACGUAUGUAUCCGUCACGGGAAGCACCACUGACCUCAUCACCACCGUUGUCACCGUCACGCCUACCACGACAACGCUAAGCAUCCCAUUGCUGCGCCUUGUCAGGGCGGCCUCGGUGUUGAACUUCCUCCAGUGA
Molecule: messenger RNA, 753 nt
Organism: Parascedosporium putredinis
Lineage: Eukaryota; Fungi; Ascomycota; Sordariomycetes; Microascales; Microascaceae
Source: the annotation of a GenBank genome assembly